AUGGCAGCGAUUGGAAAUGCGGCCCGGCAGGUUCGGGACCGGGUCCUUAGCGAACGAUCGAUACGCGUGCUCGUGACGCCAACGCCAAUCACCUUUGCCGAGCGCCGCUCCGUGCUGCAGGUGCUGGAGCAGUAUGGCCCUGUCGACUUCUUCAGGAUGACUCCCGGCUAUCAUUCCAACUUCGUAUCGAUCACGAAAGAGUCCACGACGGCCGAGCGAUUGGUUGCCAGCAGCCCUCUCACAUACAAGAUCACGGAGCCCGUUCGCAGCCCCGUGGAAGACAUUUACGUCGCCGAUCUGGACGAGCCCGAGAGCUUCAACACGGCCCAGCCGACGAUCACGGGGGAACAGCAGCGCAGUGCCAACGGAUCGAACCAGGGACCAGCAGAGGGUUUGAAGCAAGGGCAGCGGGAGUUUAUGCUGGAAAUCUUCCCUCUGCCCGAAUACAACCACAGAUUUGCCAUGGCCGGAUCACUGCUGCACGGCUCCUGGCCUGAGGGUUACGAGCGAGAUCAGUCCUUCAUUGCAAAGACACUAGAGCAAUCGCUGCCCAACAGCAUCGCUAGCAAGGGGCUUGUGCACUGGAUGGUACGGCCAAGCCCUCGGAUGGUGGCUGCUGACCUCCGGCCAAAGAAUCCUCGCAAGGAAAAGAGGCUGCAAAUCAAGGAAUGGCUGCCCAGCCAGAUCAAGAAGGACACGACUGAGGCUGCUGCGGCGGCGGAGGAGGAGCAUUACGCCGGCCCUCGUCGCACCGCCCGGCCACGCUGA
Messenger RNA from Trichoderma reesei QM6a, 768 nucleotides. RefSeq lists its product as uncharacterized. Bases 1 to 768 code for a protein of 255 amino acids. The record is from RefSeq and is a predicted model, not a curated record. The transcript has 3 exons. Lineage: Eukaryota; Fungi; Ascomycota; Sordariomycetes; Hypocreales; Hypocreaceae.